Molecule: messenger RNA, 1159 nt
Organism: Neurospora tetraspora
Lineage: Eukaryota; Fungi; Ascomycota; Sordariomycetes; Sordariales; Sordariaceae
Exons: 2
Coding region: 486-875 (129 amino acids)
Source: RefSeq, a predicted model, not a curated record
AUUUCAUUUCUAGCAGCUGGAGAGAAGUAGUUCAACUAAAAGGCCGGCAACCCCCUCCUGCCAAUAUGUAGAGCGGCACCAGGUUUUUCGUUCCUGUCGUUUUACGUCCUUCUCUCACUGCCCUUAUUCAACCUGCCACCGCUCGGCAACCACACUCCUUCUACACGCUCAUUCCACCAUUCCUGCCACAUUUUACGCUCAUUGACUUCUUCCGUAUUUCGGAAACCAGGACGACACCAGCCGUAUCUUAAUCGUCUUCUUUGCCAUUGCAAUGUUGAACACAGUCAUCCCCUACAACCACUGCAGCCAUCGAAGCUUCAGUACACUUGUUCAAACUCCUUCACAACCAGUCCGAAUCGCUCCCCGGGUACAAGCCCAAGUACAAGACAACGCCUAUCUAGAAGAAAAAGGAACCUUUCAGUUCUCAUUCGCAGAACACCGGAUCGACUACAUCGGACGCCCUAGCCAACACGCCUUAAACCGCAAUGACUGACAGACUCAUAUGUGUCGGGGCAACACAACAACAACAGCCUGUUGGGACAUUGCUUCUUGACCUCAGCCCUCCGGAAUAUAAGACCAACAUUUCCAUUGCGCUUGGUGGCCAAAUGCAUGGGUUUACCCUUGACUUGCCGAAGAUGGCUCUUGUUUGCAGUCACUGGCCUAGCCAAAUUUUCAUUUCUAGCGAAUGGCUUGAACCGCUAGGAUUGGAAACCGAACAUUUCCCGGACAACCAGCCCAAAUUAUUUGAUACGCCGCAAGGCCCCUUCGAGGCCUGUCGCAGAGUUACCACGACUAUUUCACUCCCACAACUUCAAUAUGGACCCGUUCAUGUCGAAGCCAUCGUUCUUGAAUACCUCGGAAGUGGCGUCGCGUAAUCUUUGGGGGGUCGUGGGCUGAACAACUCUUCAAUGAGGGCAACUGGAGAUCCGGUGGCGCAGCAGCUAUGGGUUUCCUCUGGGCAAUUAGCCUCUGAAGCUAUCUUGUUCUGGGGCGGCGCCUGCUAUGCACGCCCACUUGGAUGUCUGCUCUGCUGAGGACCGGACAACUUCUGUGCACAUAUACAUUCUUCUGUCAUCACGCUGCUUUAGUUUCUUUCUCUCGCCGUUACACGCACACGUACAUGCACAAAAAAAAGAAGAAAAAAAGAAGAAAAAAAGGA